Molecule: messenger RNA, 873 nt
Organism: Nanorana parkeri
Lineage: Eukaryota; Metazoa; Chordata; Amphibia; Anura; Dicroglossidae
Gene: PHOSPHO2
Product: phosphatase, orphan 2
Exons: 3
Coding region: 121-837 (238 amino acids)
Molecular function (GO): phosphatase activity
Source: RefSeq, a predicted model, not a curated record
UUUUUCUGCUAAGAAGUAAACUGAUGAGAGAGGAGGGGGCUUACAUCCAUAUUCCCUCUAAGCUGUGCCUGCAUUAACUCUCAUUUGGGUCAUCUCAAAGACAUCAGCCCAGUCACAGAGAUGAAGAUACUGCUAGUUUUUGAUUUUGACCACACAAUUGUUAAUGAUAACAGCGACACAUGGAUCGUCCAGUGUGCCCCUGAUAAAACGCUCCCAAACGUGCUGCAAAAUUCUUACGAGAAGGGAAAAUGGACAGAGUAUAUGGGCCGGAUCUUCACCUACCUCGGAGAACAGGGCAUACGAGGGGAUGACAUGAAAAGAAUUAUGAUCGCUAUACCAUAUACACCGGGCAUGACUGAGCUUCUCCAUUUCAUUGGCCAGAACAAGGAUCACUUUGAUUGCAUCAUUAUCUCCGACUCGAACACCAUCUUUAUUGACUGGAUUCUGACGCACGCAAAUGUUAACAAUGUUUUCGAUCAAGUGUUUACAAACCCUGCAGCCUUCGAUCGGUUUGGAAAUCUUACUGUCCAAAACUUUCACGUCCAUCACUGUACGUCGUGCCCGAAGAACCUAUGUAAGCGGAAAGUAUUAGAGGAAUUUGUAGCCAAGCAGGCCACCAACGGCGUUCAGUAUUCUAAAAUAGUUUAUAUCGGAGAUGGCAGCAAUGACCUUUGCCCAGUAACUUACCUGAAGAAGGAAGAUAUUGCCAUGCCGCGGGAAGGCUAUUCAUUGCAGAAGCACAUUGCUAAGGAGAUUGAAUUAAUUGAUUCCUCCAUAAGUGUAUGGUCUACAGGCAAUGAAAUACUGGCUCAUCUGAAGCUAUUGCUGGAGGGGUAACACUCCAGUAUAACAUAUUUUCUCCUAUUACUCCAG